This is a messenger RNA of Lagenorhynchus albirostris (white-beaked dolphin), 2639 nucleotides long. RefSeq names its product beta-galactosidase-1-like protein 2. Gene Ontology annotation, molecular function: beta-galactosidase activity. Lineage: Eukaryota; Metazoa; Chordata; Mammalia; Artiodactyla; Delphinidae. Gene Ontology annotation, cellular component: vacuole. Gene Ontology annotation, biological process: carbohydrate metabolic process. Bases 31 to 1941 code for a protein of 636 amino acids. The record is from RefSeq and is a predicted model, not a curated record. The transcript has 19 exons.
GCAAGCGGGUCCAGGAGCAGCGGACGCGCGAUGCCCAAGUGGAAUGUCCGGUGGAGGCCCGGCCGCAUUCUUGGACUGCUGCUGCUGGUGAUCUUGAGCAUACUGGUGCUCCGCAGGGUGAACUGGUACAGGCUGACCCCCUUGUGGCUGAGGCAUCGGUGCUUGGGGCUGCCGGCCAGAGGGCAGAACUUCAUGCUGGAGGACUCGGCUUUCUGGAUCUUCGGGGGCUCCGUGCACUACUUCCGGGUGCCCCGGGAGUACUGGAGGGACCGGCUGCUGAAGAUGAAGGCCUGUGGCCUGAACACCCUGACCACCUACGUUUCGUGGAACCUCCAUGAGCCGGAAAGAGGCAAAUUCGACUUCUCUGGGAACCUGGACCUGGAGGCCUUCGUCCUGUUGGCCGCGGAGGUGGGGCUAUGGGUAAUCCUGCAUCCGGGCCCCUCCAUCUGCAGUGAGAUGGACCUCGGGGGCCUGCCCAGCUGGUUACUCCAAGACCCCGACAUGAGGCUGAGAACAACUUACAAGGGCUUCACCGAAGCAGUGGACCUUUAUUUUGACCACCUGAUGGUCAGGGUGGUGCCACUCCAGUACAAGCACGGAGGACCCAUCAUUGCUGUGCAGGUGGAGAAUGAGUAUGGUUCCUACAACAAAGACCCUGCCUACAUGCCUUACGUCAAGAAGGCCUUGGAGGACCGGGGAAUCGUGGAGCUGCUGUUGACCUCAGACAACAAGGACGGCCUGAGCAAGGGGAUUGUGGAUGGAGUGCUAGCCACCAUCAACUUACAGUCACAACACGAACUGCAGUUUUUAACCACCUUUCUGCUGACUGUCCAGGGCGUCCAGCCCAGGAUGGUGAUGGAGUGUUGGACGGGCUGGUUUGACUCGUGGGGCGGUCCCCACAGCAUCCUGGAUUCUGCAGAGGUUUUGAAAACCGUGUCGGCCAUCAUCAACGCUGGCUCAUCCGCCAACCUGUCCAUGUUCCACGGUGGCACCAACUUCGGCUUCAUCGGUGGAGCCGUGCACUUCCAGGACUACAAGUCCGAUGUCACCAGCUACGACUAUGAUGCGGUGCUGACGGAGGCCGGGGAUUACACGGCCAAGUACACAGGGCUCCGGGAGUUCUUCGGCUCUGUCUCAGGGGCCCUGCUUCCUGCCCCACCUGACCUUCUUCCCAAGACGGCGUAUGAGCCAGUGAUACCAGCUUUGUACCUGUCCCUGUGGGACGCCCUGCCCUACCUGGAGGAGCCGGUCACCUCGGAGAAGCCGGUCAACAUGGAGAACCUCCCGAUAAAUGGGGGAAACGGGCAGUCUUUUGGGUACACGCUGUACGAGACCACCAUCACCUCUUCUGGCAUCCUCAGUGCCUAUGUGCGGGACCGGGGACAGGUGUUUGUGAACACGGUCUCCAUAGGGUUCCUGGACUAUAAGAGGGAGAAGGUUGUCAUCCCCUCGAUCCAGGGGUUCACGAUGCUGAGGAUCUUGGUGGAGCAUCGCGGGCGAGUCAACUACGGGACUAAUAUUGACGAUCGGCGCAAAGGUUUAAUCGGAAAUAUCUAUCUGAAUGAUUCUCCCCUGAAAAAGUUCAAAAUCUACAGCCUGGAUAUGAAGAAGAGCUUCUUUCAGAGGUUCCACGCAGACAAGUGGAACCCUGUCCCUGACGUGCCCGUGUUCCCUGCUUUCUUAUUGGGGCCGCUGUUGGUCUCCCUCUCCCCCUGUGACACCUUUGUGAAGCUGGAGGGCUGGGAGAAGGGGGUUGUAUUCAUCGACGGCCAAAACCUUGGACGCUCCUGGAACAUCGGGCCCCAGGAGACCCUCUACCUCCCAGGUGCCUGGUUGGACCAAGGCCUCAACCAGGUCAUUGUCUUCGAGGAGAAGAGGGCGGGUCCGGUGAUACAGUUCACGGAAACGCCCUGCCUGGGCCGGCACCAGUACCUGAACUGAGCAGCCCCCAGGCCUCCUGGCAGGGCAACAGCAGGCCCUCCUGCCCACGGCUGCAGUCCAGACCCUCCCCUGCACAACCGGAGAAGCAGGUUGGGGGCGAGGGAGGGCCCCUCCCCGAAGAGCUUCCCGGCUCUGUGGCUGCUGCCGUCCACCUUCACUGCUCCCGCGGGCGGGAUGGGGGGUCUGGCUGGGACUGUCCCCCGUGGGGGUGAGUGGGGCACAGCUCCUGGACAGUCUGCUCGGAGUGUCCCCGUGGGCCCUGUUUCUGAGCCGGGGGGCGCGUCACCAUUUGUGGAGGGUGGGGGCACCUGGGCCAGCCUUCUCCGCCAUCCAGGGAGGAAGUCGGUGCGGUGGAGGGACCCCGGCCCCCUUCCACCCCGCUUGGAUCGCCUCUGACGGUCAGGAAUGUUGGGCCUUACCUCCCAAGACAGCAUGUUUCCCUCUCAUUCCACGAGGGGCAGUGCCAGCCCAGGAGGAGAGGCAGCUGCUCCGGAGGGUCCAGGAGGCUGUGGGCAGAAGGUGCGGUCGCAGGGGCCUGGGCAGGAGUAUUGGGGUCCCGGGGCCCCCGCCCUGGGCCAGGCGGCGGGCUAGGGGCAGCCUUCCUUCCAGUUGUCCGUCCAGACCCCAGACAAGCCCCCACGGGAUGAGUCCCGUGUUAGGGCUCAGGUUCGCUGCCUUGAAUUGCGGUAAAGCCACAG